This is a messenger RNA of Drosophila rhopaloa, 631 nucleotides long. RefSeq lists its product as uncharacterized. The record is from RefSeq and is a predicted model, not a curated record. The coding region runs from base 1 to 318 and encodes 105 amino acids. Lineage: Eukaryota; Metazoa; Arthropoda; Insecta; Diptera; Drosophilidae. The transcript has a single exon.
AUGUGCGCAAUGAAGCUGCCCCUGGUGGUCUGCCUGAUCCUCACCGCCGCUCUGCUCCUCGGCCAAGGCCACGGGAUCCCGGUCGAGGUGGACGUGCCCGCCCCCGACUCCAACGACCUCGACACCGACUUCGACGAGGCCUCCGAGAAGACCCUGGGCACCGUUUCCAUCAAGGUGCGGCACAUCCAGACGGAUCCUGCUCUGUGCGAGGACACCUCGCGCUACCACCCACACUACCCCCAGUGCCACAGCUACUGCAAGCACCAAGGUCACUGGAUCGGGCAGUGCAAAAAGAAAACCUGCCAGUGCUUCUCGUAGAUGGGCCUCGGGUAUCUGUAAACCAAAAUACCAUUUUUUUUUUUACCAGAGAUUAAGAAUUUAACCGACUAUGUGAAAAAUAUUAUAAGCAAUGUGUAACUGUUGCAAAUAAAAAUGUUUGUUUAUUAGUUUCUGUUUCGUUCAAAGGUUUUACUAAUUUUCCUAAAUUUCGUGAAUUGUUCAACAGAUAUUUAAAACAAAAUGUAUCCUCCGAUUCUGAAUAUUUUAAUUUAGUUCCAUUGUGGUAUUUAUUGUUGAAAUACCAAAUAAAGAGCGAAUAACAAUAUCCAUAAAUAACAAUUUACAAACAAAA